This is a messenger RNA of Gryllus bimaculatus (two-spotted cricket), 2733 nucleotides long. The record is from the annotation of a GenBank genome assembly. Lineage: Eukaryota; Metazoa; Arthropoda; Insecta; Orthoptera; Gryllidae.
GUCAGGUGCUGAUAGAGCAGUUCAGCAAAAUAACCUGGGGAAAGUUUUAUUCCAUUUAGCAUACAAUUUAAGACUCGAUUUGUAUUGUGGACACUUAUGAAUGGCGAUUGCUAAUAAUAUCUGAUUGUUUAUGCACAUUUGUACGAACGGCACAAAAGAGUGCGGCGUGCCACUGAUAACGUCUGGUGUCAUCGUGUGUAGAUUAUCUGACAGUCCUUUGACAGCGUGAACAGCUGUAAUUUUACUGAUACUGACAAUUUAUCGAUCAUUGCUAGUUGUGGCAAGAUAUUUGCCGUAUGCUUUAGGUGGGCGUCGCGUCUGUGAGUUCUCCAUUAAUGUGAAUUACAUUAAGUGUUCGGGUUACAACAUAAUCAUGACGCUCAUGGAAUUUUUUGGUUGUACAUUUUUGGCUUUUGGACCUCCAUUUGCCAUGUUUACCUUCACCAUAGCCAAAGAUCCUAUUAGAAUUAUAAUCUUAAUAGCAAGUGCCUUCUUCUGGUUGUUAUCAUUACUGCUAUCCUCAUUGUUAUGGUUCUCCGUGGUACCAUUAAAAAAUACAUUAGCAUUUGGUUUAGUGUUUUCUGUCUUAUUUCAAGAAUUAUUUCGCUUCCUGAUUUAUAAACUGUUGAGGAAAGCUGAAGGUGGUCUGAAGAAAGUAACUGAUGCAAAUACAGAGAUUUCAAACAACAAGCACAUUUUAGCUUAUGUGUCAGGUCUGGGGUUUGGUGUAAUGAGUGGUGCAUUUGCUUUAGUAAAUGUACUUGCUGAUGCUGUGGGUCCAGGGACCAUGGGACUAGAUGGUAGUUCUGACCUCUUUUUUAUCACCUCAGCUGCUACCACUCUUUGCUUCAUACUGCUUCACACAUUCUGGGGUGUGAUAAUGUUUGUUGGCCUUGACAAUAGAAAUUAUGCUCUCAUCAUAUGGGUUGUGGGAUCUCAUAUGACUGCUUCGUGCCUUACAUUAUUGAACCGGAAGUUUUAUUAUGAAUUCAGUCUUCUUUUGAUCUACAUCAUUAUGGUUGCAACAGCUCUAAUUGCGUAUUUUGUUGCUGGUGGGACCUUCAGGAGUUUCAAAGCCAGCCUUCUGUGUAAGCAAAGCUUUGUUGUUUCUGAAUAAUCGCAUUAAUUUAAUGUGUACAUGAAGAAGCACUAAAUUCGACAAUAUGUACAACAAUCACAGGAACUGACUUAUUUGACCAAUAAAUAUGAUUUUGUUCAAUCUGUAACCUGCAAGAUAUGUUUUAGUUAACCAAUUUUUCUACUGAGUGUGCUCUCUUUCGAUAUAUAUUUUGCCGCACAGUAUCAAGCUCUUUAAAAAUUCUUUGAAUGGACUGAAGAUUAUAAGUGUGUCAUUUUGAGAUGAAUUAGCUAGUAAUUUAUUUCCACGAUUACAGGAAAGGUAAAAUGCAUGGUAGUGUGUGGCAACUGCAUUUAUGAUUUUUUAAAUUGCUUAAUGUACAUAGUUCUAUUAAAAAAUAAUAUAAUUUAAUACAAAUUAAUUUAAGUAACAGAUAUUUUCUUUUCUGUUUGUGAAGAAAUAUUAAUUGAGAAUUAAUAACAUUAAUAUUUAUAUUAAAUGGAUUUCAUCUGUACAGAUAAUUUUUAUUUAAUGUUGUAAUGAAAAGAUAAUUUGUAUCAUAGUUGCAGGUUUGUUUUUGUAAUUUUCAAGCUACUGUAAGUGGCAGAAAAGCAUUAGUCUCCUGGCAUAUCAGGGGCAGUUGUGUUCAAUUGUAUGUACUGAAUGUUAAGAUUGAAUUAAUUAUUUAUAUACAUACUGUUAUUUCUGUUACUUGCCUGAAAGUGUCUGUGAUUUUUGUAUGUAAUGUAAUCAGUGGUGAGGCAUCUGGUCAGCAAUAGAUGCACUGAUAACCAAAUAAAAUUACGAAAAUAAUACAUUUUCAAUAUUUUAGAGAAGAAUUGAACAUAUGGGGAAAAUUUUCAGAUAUUUUAAUGGUAAUCAUAAAAGAAACAGCUGAAAAAUGGAUAUGAAACAACUAGUAGGAUGUAAGCACUCCAGUCAUCCCUGUUUUUGUAUAAUCUUGGCUUUUCCCAGCCAUUGGUGAAAUGUGCCAUUACAACGUAGUAUGAAAUUGUGACAGUAUUGUUUGUGGUGUUUUUAGUUUUUUUGAUUGUCAUGCAUUGUGAAGGGAAAUUAAGACAUCAUAGUUUAGCUGAAACAAAAACUCUUUGGUUUACAUAAAAUUGAAGCUUUUGAUUGAAUGGAAAUUCUUGCUUUUGAUCAUGGAAUGAAGAAUUUUUCUGAUUGUUUGCUGAUUUGGAAUAAAAAAUUAUUUUUGAACUGGUGGGACUUUGAAAAAAAUGAACUGAUUUUUUAAAAAUAAAAUUGCAACAUUUCGAGACAAAUCUCCAGGGAAACUUAAAUUUUUGGAAAAAGAAAAUUUUGACUGCAUAUUUGUGGAAAUUUUCCAUUUAUCUAAAUUAAUACGCAUGGUAUUAUCUCCACCAGCAGAGAAAGGGGUUUUUCUGCUUUAAAAAAAGUAUAUAAUUAGAAAAGAAACAUAAGGAGAACAGUGAAUAUGAAACUUGUCCAAUGUAAUUAUUGAAAAAGAACUCUGAGAAUCCAUAGAAAGAAAGAAGAUUCAAAAAUUUCCCACUUCAACAGGAUGACUUGACUCAUAUAAAGCAAUGAUAACCAAAUUCUAAACGAAUUUUAAAAUAAUUAUUUCAUUUCACAUUUAUUGGAUGGAAUGUAUUUCAGUUUUGCCAUCAUAC